Saitoella complicata NRRL Y-17804 is the source of this 1518-nucleotide messenger RNA. Its product is annotated as FAD/NAD(P)-binding domain-containing protein. The record is from RefSeq and is a predicted model, not a curated record. Lineage: Eukaryota; Fungi; Ascomycota; Saitoellomycetes; Saitoellales; Saitoellaceae. The transcript has a single exon. Gene Ontology annotation, biological process: secondary metabolite biosynthetic process. Gene Ontology annotation, molecular function: monooxygenase activity; FAD binding. Bases 1 to 1518 code for a protein of 505 amino acids.
AUGGCUCCUAUCACAAACGGUACCAAGAAAGACUUGACGGUCUGCAUCGUCGGCGCAGGCCUCGGCGGUGUCGCCGGCUCCAUCGCGAUGGCAAAGAACGGCGUCAAAGUAAUCCUCCUCGAACAAGCCCCCGAACUCGGCGAAAUCGGUGCCGGUAUCCAGAUGACCCCCAACGUCUCCCGUUUCCUCAUCAAAUGGGGUGUCGCGGACGUGAUCGGCAAGAACCUUGUGGAGUUCGAGGAGUUGAACAUGAGGAAGCAGGAUGGAACCAAGGUUGGGUAUACUCAUAUGAUUCCGGAGGUGAGGAAUGAUGUUGGAUGGCCGUGGUGGGUUGUGCACCGCGCGCAUUUGCACGAUGGACUCGUCGCCGUCGCACAGAAGCAGGGUGUCGAAAUCCGUGUUGAUUCGCGUGUUGACCGGAUUGAGUACGAUGUCGCGCCUGGACAAAAGGCGAAGGUGUUCACAACCAAGGGAGAUGUCGUCGAGGCCGACCUCAUCAUCGGCUCCGAUGGUGUCAAGUCUGUUGUCCGCAACUCCCUCUUCCCCGGUCAAAGCACCGACCCCAUCCAACCAACCCCCAACUGCGCCUACCGUGCCGUCGUCCCUUACAGUGAAGUCCGCAAAGACCCCCAGGCCGCCGAACUCAUCGAGAAACUCACGAUGGAGGUCUGGAUGGCUGAUCACAAGUACAUUAUCUCUUACCCUAUCUCUGGGGGUGAGAUUUUCAACAUGGUCUUGAGUCACCAUUGUACGACGCCGAUGAGUGAGUGGGACAGCGAGGACUGUGUGAAGACGUUGAGGGAGACCUACAAGGAUUUCGACCCCAGGGUUGUCAAGAUCCUUGAGAUGAUCCCAGAGGGGUCUGUUAAGAGGUGGCCCUUGCUCGUCACCGGUCCCCUCAAGACUUGGCUUUCGCCCCAGCGCAAUGUCGCACUCAUGGGCGAUGCCGCACACUCCAUGGUGAACCACAUGGCCCAAGGUGCCGCAACCGCCAUGGAAGACGGCGCAUUCCUCGGUGUCGUCCUCGGCGAAGUCGUCAAGGGCUCUAUCUCCCUCGCCGAAGCACUCGAGAUCUACGAGAAGGUUCGUCAACCCAAAGCCUACGCAAAGCAACAGAUCUCAUUCAUCAACGGCGCAAUCUGGCAUCUUCCCGAUGGCGCGGAGGCAGAUGCUCGUGACGCAGCUAUGUCCCCCGAACUCUCUGGCAAGCAAUACCUCCGUUCGCCCAACCUCUACGGGGACCCGGUCACUGUCUUGGGCACGUAUGCUUACGAUGCCGAAGUCGACGCACAAGACGCCGUUCGCGCUCAUCUCGAGUACAAGGGACAGGAGGAGAUCGGUGUUGCGGGUGUUACGAAGAAGUUGGCGGAUGUUUACUUGAACUGGUUUUUGCCCGAUGGAGGAGCAAAGAGUCAUGCUGUUAAGGGCAAUGCCAAAGAGAAUGCGGAGGACGCGGCGAGGCUACAGGUUGCGGUUGAGGGUGGCGGGAAGGGAUAUCAGGCUGAGGGAAAGUUGUGA